Molecule: messenger RNA, 2254 nt
Organism: Drosophila suzukii
Lineage: Eukaryota; Metazoa; Arthropoda; Insecta; Diptera; Drosophilidae
Gene: SmydA-9
Product: SET and MYND domain containing, arthropod-specific, member 9
Molecular function (GO): protein binding
Source: RefSeq, a predicted model, not a curated record
GGAAAACGGCGACAGUUUACUCACGGCAGUCGCGCAACAAACGCUGCAGGCGAACCAGUCAAAGAUACAGAUACAUACCAGAUAUAUAGAUACAGAUCCGAUAUAGAAGAGAUUGCGCCAGGGAAUAAUCGUAUAACCAGAGGAUCUUAUCUUUUUUUUGUUUGAGUGCCUGUGCCUCCUCGCUCGGCUGUUUUUUGUCUGUGUGCCGCGUUUCGAGUCCCCAUCCCAAGGACCAGAACCCGAACCCGAACCCUAACCAAGAUGAUCUGCCCGAAACGCACCUCGGAGCUGCUGGAUCUGCACCUGGCCCCGUUCAAGGACAAGGAUCCCGCCUGGGAGAUCGGAGUGUCGAAGAUCGCGGGACGCGGGGUGGUGGCCACCCGGAGCCUGAAGCGGGGCGAGAUCAUCUUCCGGGACAGCCCGCUGCUGAUCGGACUGGCCGCCCACGAGGAGGACUCCCUGAAUGCGUGCAGUGUGUGCCUGAAGAUGCUGCCCGACACGAGAUUCAUGUGCCGCCAGGGAUGCGGUCUCCCAGUGUGCUCCCUGUGCGCCAAGAAGAAGCAGCACAAGAGCGACUGCGACCUGUUCAAGGCCUGGGGACCCAAUGAACCGGACGUGGCCAACUCGGUGAUCAUCCGGCUGCUGUGCGUGGCCAGGGCCAUCAACCUGAGCAAGGAGCAGCGGGACCUGAUCUACUGCCUGCAGGCCAACCUGGACAACAACCAUCGCACCGAGGUGCGCAACGCGGCCAAGUGCUUCAAGAACUUCCCCACCGACAAGAAGCUCAUCGAGAUCAUGAACCGCACCGUGGCCGUGCUGAGGACCAAUGGCUUCGACAAGACCACCGACAGGACGAACGACAACCAGGAGUUCAACUACAGGGCGUUGUACCCGCUGUUCGGCGUCGUCAACCACGACUGCAUUCCCAACGCCUACUACACCUUCGAGGAGAAGACCAACAACAUGAUCGUCCGCGCCGCCGUCGACAUCCCCGAGGGAUUCGAGGUGACCACCACCUACACCAAGCUCUUCACCGGCAACAUCGCCCGCCACCUCUUCCUCAAGAUGAAGAAGGGCUUCACCUGCAAGUGCUCGCGGUGCUCGGACCCCACGGAGAAGGGCGCCUUCAUCUCGGGCCUCUACUGCCGGGACACGAACUGCACGGGCCUGGUGGUGCCGGAGAUCUCCGGCCUGCCGCAUCCGAACUGGAACUGCCUGGAGUGCAAGCAGAAGUCCACGCAUGCGCAGAUGAUGAAGUCGCAGGACUUCGCCAGCGGGGCCAUCAACGCCAAGGCCAACUCCAACUCGCUGCGUACCCUGGUGCAGUACCUAAACGAGAAGAGCGACAGCUUCAUCCCGAGCUCCAACUACGUGGUGGUCGAUGCCAAGAUGUCCGUGCUGCAGCGGCUGCAGCAGGGCCGCGAGGACUGCUCCGAGGAGCUGGCGAACAACACACGGCUCCGCUAUUGCCGGGACAUCACCCACGUGAUGGACAAGCUGGGCCUGGGCGACAGCCUGCUGCGCACCCAACUGGAGGAGCAGCUGCGUCGCGAGGAGGAGCGCCGUGCCAAGCGGCUGGCGGACGAGGCCGAGAAGCAGCGCAAGCUGGCCGAGCUCCAGGCCAAAGCUGCCGAAGCGGACAAGCUGCUGGAGGUCCUGGAGAAGGAGCAGAAGGAGCAGAAGGAGCAGGCAGACCAGGCCGCCGCCGCAGCAGCGGGCACAGCCGAUCCUGGCACGGCUCCUGCUCCUCCGCCGGCUGCCGCCGACGUGGCCUAGAUAUUCACCGUGUCCAGCCACAUUUUCCAGGACUCAAACUCCUUGAUUUCUUUCGUUUCCCCCUGGGUUUUCAGUCCGCAGCUGUGUUCAAAAAUCAGUAGAUUUUUUAUUUUUUCCAGAAUUUAGAAAUAUAUAUUUAAAGGUUUUCAACAAUGCAGCUUAAAUGCAGCAUCAAAAUUAAAGCAGAGACAUUUCCUUUUUAAUAAUAAUUUCAUCAUUGAUAACAUUAUUUUGAGCACAGCCGUAAUCAAUGAAAUCAGGGGUUUUCUUGUAUCGAAUUAUAGGGUUUGCGGUGAUAAAUACAGUUUACUGAGAGUUUGGAUCCCGAAAAUGUGGCCCAGCACGCGUAGUCCCCCCAACAGUCCUCUGGUCACCUCUCCCAGUUCUGUGUUGUGUGUACUAAACUAAAUAAUUGUAUCUGUAUUUGUAUUUAUUUAUUUAUAAUAAAUUAAAAAUUAUACUCGCCGAGUGCAAAUUU